Molecule: messenger RNA, 1774 nt
Organism: Trichobilharzia szidati
Lineage: Eukaryota; Metazoa; Platyhelminthes; Trematoda; Strigeidida; Schistosomatidae
Source: the annotation of a GenBank genome assembly
UGUUAUAACAAGAUUUAAGCACUCAUCUGAAAUUGACAUGCAUCGUAAUGCCAUUUUCUCCGCUUGAACUACUUAGUGACGAGAACCUUGGACGUUUUUCAAAAGAUGUUGCUAAAGCUAACGAGGAAGUUUUAGAAAACCGAGGAAAACACAAUGGAGAUGAGAAGUCAUCAGUAGAGGUUACACUUACUAAACUUUUAUCUGAAGAUAUUCGGAAUGGCUGUCAAACAACAUUUGAUCACAAUACAAGUGCUCAGUUUGAUGCAGAUAGUCAGAAAAUCAGUUUAAGCCCUGUGGAGAAUAUUGCAAAGUCCAAAAGGGAAGUAUUGCCCGAAAAUUCCUCGAACUCAAAUUGGAGAUCUGUUCCAGACAAAUGGGAAUUAGAAACCAUAUAUAUACCCCAGGAUGAGAUAAAAAUAUCUGAAAAUACUGAGUCCGUUAGUGAUCAACAUUCCUACCAGGAGUAUUCUAAAAUUGAUAUUGAUGAUAAGAAAUCUAUUGAAGAGAAACACGAAUCCAAUGAAAAUUCACUUCAAAGUAAUAUCCCACCUUCGAGUGUAACACCUACAAGUGUGGACAACUUGAAAAAUAUUGCACUGGAUGAAAGUAAUACAAAUGAUACAGCGGCCUAUAUUGAAGUUACAGAAAGUGAAAAAGACGCGUCUAGAGAAAUUCCAGAAACUGAAGUUGUUGUAAAGCCUGUUGCUCGAACUCGGAAACAUAUUCCUAAUGUAAAUCAACAAAAUAUCUGUGAUAUCUCUCUAACUAGUCAACAGGCUGACCAUUCAUUCAUCAAUAUACCAAUCUUAACAUCUAAAGAACAACAAAACCUGCUUCGUAAUAAUAACGAUGGUGAUGAUGAUAAUGGCAAUAAAAAUAUUCCUGAUAUUAUAAUCAAGACAGUGAAUCAAAAUUCAAUGAUGAAACGAUCAAAAAGUUCAUGUUCUCUAUCAAAUCAAAAAGCAUAUAAUAAAAAUGCAAUCAAUAAAUCAUUACAUAAUAAUAAAGGUGAUGAACACACAGUAUUAAGCGCAAAUAUUCUACGUGAUCUUGCCUUUUCUUCAUGGUGUAAUCGACUAACUAAAAGUGCACGUGUUCAACGUUUAUCCAGUCUACGUAAUGAAAUUGAUGAGACAAAAAAAGAGAAAGAGAAAUUAGAAAGAAUGAAAUCCAAUGAAAUCUCUUUUCAAACAUGGAAACAAAAAAAGCGUCAAAUUUUAAUUGAUACAAUAAAAAAACGUAAAGCCGAAGAAUUAGCGCAGAAAAAGAAACUUGAAGAAGAAAGAGAACGUAAAUUGAAUUCACAAAAGGCAUUUGAAGUAUGGAAAGCACGUAAAGAUGAAUUAAUCAUAAAACAACAACGUGAACUUUCAACUAAACGAAAACAAGAGAAGGAAACAAAAGAAACUGAACAAAAUGAAAAACAAUAUUUAUGUCAAAAAGCAUUUGAAGAUUGGAAGUCUAAAAAAGACACUAUUCUACAACAAAGUCUUAAACAUCAACGAAAAUGUCUAACAGAAAAAGAAAGGCAACAAGAAGAAUUGAAUCGUAGAAAAUUGGAACAAGCUGCUGAAGCAUAUUAUCAAUGGGAAUUAAAAAAGGUCGCGUCAUUGGAGAAUCUGGCUAUAAGCAUUGAUCAUUCAAAUAAACCGAAUAAAAGACCAUGGAGACCACCAUCAAAAAUUAUUUCACCAAUAAACUCAUCAUAUCGAAUGUAUUAAAGAAAAAAAAAGAGAAAGUAAGAUUGUUUGACAGUUUAGUUUCUUUUUUUCUU